GAUAAAAUACAUAAGGAGCGAGGGAUCCAAUCCAGUUAAAGCUAGUUCUGGUACUGGUUGAACCUUAAAUAUAACGUUAGCACACUUCCCUGGAAGUAUAGGGUUGAGGUGUACGUCUAACCUGCAGGCUUUCUUAGUUUUAUCGGAACAAGAAGGUUGAAAUUUUCCUUACUGUAGCUGUCUCGCCAAAACAAACCGAGAAUGGGACGGAAAAAGGGAACUUCCAAUGCAGAUGCAGCUGCAGAGCCAAGACGGAAGUCUCAAAGGCUGUCGGAGAAAGAGACCCAGGAAAAGCCACAACCAGAGAAGACAAAGGCUCCUCCUAAGACCAAGAAGGUAAAGGAGGCAGCAAAGGCCAAGGCUGAAGAGAAGAAAGAAGAAGCCCAAGCAGAGAAAGAAGUUCCUGCAGAAAAUGGCGAGGCCAAAGCUGAGGAGGCUGCUGCAGCAGAUGGUCAGGCAGACGAAAAGGAAGACAAGGCUGAAGAGGAUGAGAAAGCAGAGUAGCGGAGAUGGUUUAAUGUACUACUUUUUGUUGUAAAAUGCAGAGAAUAUUUUUAUCAGCUAUUUUCUUAAGACGGCAUUGUUUUUAAGGAUGUGAUUGCAUUUUUAAAAUACUUAAAUGUCUGUUAAAUUUCCAAAGCUUUUGUGAAGGGACCCUUUCUGUCAUUGUGUUGAUUGUAUUUUGUGGCAUCAUACAUUUUUCAGGAGAGAGAAAGAGAGAGUUUGUUCAGAGGGACCAUAUCACCGGUACUAUUAUGGAUUCUCAAAAUGCUGUGAGU
This is a messenger RNA of Poecilia latipinna (sailfin molly), 779 nucleotides long. It is a transcript of the gene hmgn1a, whose product is annotated as high mobility group nucleosome binding domain 1a. The transcript has 6 exons. NCBI's taxonomy places the organism in Eukaryota, Metazoa, Chordata, Actinopteri, Cyprinodontiformes, Poeciliidae. The coding region runs from base 202 to 504 and encodes 100 amino acids. Gene Ontology annotation, cellular component: nucleus; chromatin. The record is from RefSeq and is a predicted model, not a curated record. Gene Ontology annotation, molecular function: nucleosomal DNA binding.